Messenger RNA from Sorex fumeus (smoky shrew), 1959 nucleotides. Its product is annotated as U3 small nucleolar RNA-associated protein 18 homolog. The coding region runs from base 116 to 1789 and encodes 557 amino acids. Gene Ontology annotation, cellular component: small-subunit processome; Pwp2p-containing subcomplex of 90S preribosome. The transcript has 14 exons. The record is from RefSeq and is a predicted model, not a curated record. Lineage: Eukaryota; Metazoa; Chordata; Mammalia; Eulipotyphla; Soricidae. Gene Ontology annotation, biological process: rRNA processing. Gene Ontology annotation, molecular function: protein binding.
UUCCGGUCCCAGGGGGCGGGGGCGGGGCCUCGGCGGCGGCCGGCGGCGCCGCGGCCCCGCACACGCGCCGUGCGGCUCCACGUGAGCGCCCGCGUCGCUCCUCCAAGUCCGCGCGAUGCCGCCCGAGCGGAGAAGCCGAACGAAAGCGGGUCGCGGGCCCGGCGCGAAGCCGGAGCGGAAGGUCCGGAAGCGGCCGGAGCCGAGAGCCGGCGAGGGGCCGCGCGGGCCGCCCCGCAAGGCUGCUCCUUCAUCCCCGCGGGAAGCCCCGGCCGGGCCGAGCGCCGCGACCGCUGUAGUCGCCGUCGCGGCGGCGGUGGCGGAGGAGAAGCGGCUCCGGCAGCGGAACCGCCUCACGCUGGAGGAGGACAAGCCGGACGUGGAGCGGUGCCUGGAGGAGCUGGUGUUCGGCGACGCGGAGGCCGACGAGGACGCGCUGCUGCGGCGGCUGCGGGCCCCGCGGGUUCAAGUUCGGAAGGACUCUGAUGACUCAGAAGUGGAGAAUGAAGCAAAAGAUAAUUUUCCACCUCAGAAGAAGCCAGUUUGGGUGGAUGAGGAAGAUGAAGACGAGGAAAUGGUUGAGAUGAUGAACAAUAGGUUUCGGAAAAACCUGAUGAAAAAUUCCAGUGAGAGUAAACUUUCAAAGGAAAAGCUUCAAAAGCGACUUAAAGAAGAAUUCCAGCAUGCUAUGGGAGGAGUGCCUGCCUGGGCAGAGAUGAAUAAGAGGAAAACAUCUUCAGAUGACGAGAGUGAAGAGGAUGAAGAUGAUUUGUUGCAAAGGACUGGGAAUUUCAUAUCCACAUCAGCUUCUCUUCCAAAAGGAAUCUUAAAGAUGAAGAAUUGCCAACCUGCUAAUGCUGAACGUCCUACUUCUGCUCGGAUCUCAUCUGUGCAGUUUCAUCCAGGUGCACAAGUUGUGAUGGUUGCUGGACUAGAUAACUCUGUAUCGUUAUUUCAGGUUGACGGCAAAACGAAUCCUAAAAUCCAGAGCAUCUAUUUGGAAAAGUUUCCGAUCUUUAAGGCUUGUUUUAGUGCUAAUGGAGAAGAGGUUCUGGCUACGAGUACCCAUAGCAAGGUUCUUUAUGUCUAUGAUAUGCUGGCUGGAAAGCUAAUUCCUGUGCAUCAAGUGAGAGGUUUGAAAGAGAAGAUAAUAAGGAGUUUCGAAGUUGCCCCAGAUGGGACCUUCUUGCUCAUAAAUGGUGUUGCGGGAUAUUUGCAUUUGCUGUCAAUGAAGACUAAAGAAUUGAUUGGUAGCAUGAAAAUCAACGGGAGGGUUGCAGCAUCCACAUUUUCUUCAGAUAGUAAGAAAAUAUAUGCAUCUUCUGGGGAUGGUGAAGUUUAUGUUUGGGAUGUGAACUCCAGAAAGUGCCUUAACAGAUUUGUUGAUGAAGGCAGUCUAUAUGGAUUGAGCAUUGCUACAUCGAGGAAUGGACAGUACGUUGCUUGUGGUUCUAAUUGUGGAGUGGUAAAUGUCUAUAAUCAAGAAUCUUGUCUCAAAGAAACAAACCCAAAGCCAAUAAAAGCUAUAAUGAACUUGGUAACAGGUGUUACGUCUCUGACCUUUAAUCCUACUACAGAAAUCUUGGCAAUUGCUUCGGACAAGAUGAAAGAAGCAGUCAGAUUGGUUCACCUUCCUUCCUGUACAGUAUUUUCAAACUUUCCAGUUGUGAAAAAGAAGACUAUUUCUCUUGUUCAUACCAUGGAUUUUUCUCCCAGAAGUGGGUAUUUUGCCAUGGGGAAUGAAAAGGGCAAGGCUCUACUGUAUAGGUUGCACCAUUAUUCAGACUUCUAGAGAAAUUGUUCGAAGUUCAGCUGAGCCACAUGAAAAGAAUAUCCUGAUAAAUCUUAGAAAUUUUACAGAAUGUAUAAUAUGAUUUAUUGGUCCUGUUAUGCCUAUUUAAUAGAAUUGUCUUAAUAAACACAUAACUUCUGUUUGAAAACAAGUGUAUGUGAUUGUUCUUU